AAGUCACGAAUGAGCUCGUCGUUUGUCCGUAUGAUGUGUUAGUUAAUAGUUAAUUAGUGAUUUAAAAAAAAAAUAUUUGUACAUAUAUCCUCAUCGCGACGCUACAAUGGUCAGCCUCACGCUACGCCAAUAAAUAUCUUUCUUGCACACACGCAGGCACGCACGCUCCCGUGGACUCCCAGCGUCACGUAUGCCCUACCGCCCGGUUAGCUAGCUGCUAAGCUAGUUAGCUAGUUGUUGUAGCAGUGCGCACCGGAGUCACUUACCGUCAGAUUAAUAGCUAGUAACUAACGUUUUCUAGCUUGCUGACUCUCAGUAUUAAGCAUGGACGACGACAGCCACCCCAAAACCUUAUAUGUGGGGAACCUCUCCAGAGAUGUGACAGAAAUUUUGAUCCUGCAGCUCUUCACUCAGAUAGGACCUUGCAAAAGCUGUAAAAUGAUAACUGAGCACACAAGCAAUGACCCAUAUUGCUUUGUGGAGUUCUUUGAACACAGAGAUGCAGCUGCAGCCCUUGCAGCCAUGAAUGGGAGGAAGAUAUUAGGAAAGGAGGUCAAAGUAAAUUGGGCCACCACUCCAAGUAGCCAGAAGAAAGACACAUCCAAUCACUUCCAUGUUUUUGUGGGUGAUUUGAGCCCUGAGAUCACCACUGAGGAUGUCAAGGCUGCAUUUGCACCUUUUGGGAAAAUCUCGGACACCCGUGUUGUGAAGGACAUGACGACAGGCAAAUCAAAGGGGUAUGGAUUUGUGUCCUUCUACAACAAACUGGAUGCAGAGAAUGCCAUCGUUCACAUGGGGGGGCAGUGGCUAGGAGGACGCCAGAUCAGGACCAACUGGGCGACACGCAAGCCACCGGCUCCAAAGAGCGUUCAAGACAAUGGCUCCAAGCAGCUGAGGUUUGAAGACGUGGUGACUCAGUCCAGCCCGCAGAACUGCACCGUGUACUGCGGGGGAAUCCAGUCAGGACUAACAGAGCAUCUAAUGCGACAGACCUUCUCACCAUUUGGUCAAAUAAUGGAAAUCAGAGUUUUCCCAGAGAAAGGAUACUCUUUCAUCAGGUUCUCCUCCCAUGAAAGUGCAGCCCAUGCCAUCGUCUCAGUAAAUGGCACAGCCAUUGAAGGCCACAUGGUAAAGUGCUACUGGGGCAAGGAAUCUCCUGAUAUGGCUAAAAAUCCACAGCAGGUGGACUACGGUCAGUGGGGGCAGUGGAACCAGGUGUAUGGGAACCCCCAGCAGCAGUACGGACAGUACGUGACCAACGGGUGGCAGGUUCCCUCCUACAGCAUGUACGGCCAGACAUGGAACCAGCAGGGAUUUGGAGUAGAGCAGUCCCAGUCGGCCUGGAUGGGAGGGUUUGGAUCUCCACCGUCCCAGCCUCAGCCCCAGCCCGGCCCCGUCAUGUCCAACCUGGCCAACUUCAGCAUGGCUGGCUACCAAACGCAGUGAGCUGGCCCUCACCUCAGUCUCACCAUCAUAUUACCAUGGGAAAUUAGUCAACCCUUUCAGACCACACAGCACUCAACAUCGGGGCAGGCGCUGUGGUAAAUGAGGGGCAGGGGCCAUAUUCACAAAGCCUUUGUAGCUAACAGUUGCUCCCAGACGGCCAGUUUAGGAGUAAAUCCCAAAAGACAAUGUCCGUUUUACUAAUAAUCCUCAACAUGUUUUUGGUGGGCAAAGUGCUCUAGGGACUGUGUUUACAGAUGCUUCAAAGGCAGAGCCAAAGUAACUGCCUUUUUCCUAAGUAGGUGUUAAAAUAAAGGGGGUCCUCUUUCUCAAAUACACAAUUUUGCAAAAAAUAAAUUCUGAAAAGCAUUUUAUAUGUAAAUCAAAGUGUGUGUGUGUGUGUAUGUGUGUAUAUAUGUAUGAAACCAGAACAACAGGAGAGAGAAGUGUUUCAGUGGAGCUACAAGUACAUUUAUUAUCGAACAGAUCACUGGGAUGUGACGGAAAACCUUGAAUUUAAAAUUCAUCCCACCAUUACACCAAAUUAUCUUAACAGUAGGAAUAUUAACAUUCAGAUUGCCAAUAUGCUUAUAAAUCUAAUGAGUAUUCUCAAAGAGAAGUUGUUACUGCUGUUUUUUUUUUUUGUUUGUUUGUUUUUUGUUGUUUUUUUUUUUUAAAAAAAAAGCUUGUCACACUUUGAGGCAUCAUUAUGAUUUCAAAAUUCAAGUCAGUUUUAUUUGUGUAGCCCAAAAUCACAAAGUACAAAUUUGCCUCAGGGGGCUUUACAGCAAUACAGCAUCGUCAGUCCUCAGACCGUCACAUCGACACACGAGAACACACACAGCCAUCAUGGAUGAAUUUCUUAGAAACAAAACUUUGUGUUUAUUCAAAACAUGUUUUAUUUUUUGGGGGGGAAUUGAAAGACAUUGAAAUGAGACUGACAGGGAAAAUGAGUAAGAGGAGGAGGAGGAGGGUAGGAGGGUAGGGUCGAUGGUGCGGUACAAGCUGCACUGCACUGAGCCACCAGAACGCUCGGGCUCGCGACACGUCAGUCUGGCCUCAGCUUCAGCACAUCGCUCGAUAAUUCAGUCCUGUUUUCAGAAACUCUUAGUGCUUCAGAUUUAAACGCUUUGUGAAUACGGGCCCAGGAGCAGCAGUUUACCUUUCCAACAUUAUGUGAAGAAGCUCAUCUUAUUUGUAUAAACAAGUUGUGGCUUUAAAAGAGAUUUGAGCGGGAGGUGGAAUCUCUUGGAUAAAAUUUUUGUGUACAAAGGAAAAUUUCAACUACACGACUGUAAAAACAAAACAAAAAACAAACAAAAAAAACUGAAUUUUCAUGUUUUUGUAUUGGAGUGAUCAGCAUGUUCUUAGCAAAGUUUUUAUGAAUUUUAGUUUACAACUUGAUGUAGCCUAGAUCGGACUAAUUUAUAACCCUGUGUCUCAUGGGAAAGGAAAUACUAUAGCACAUACACAUUGUAUAAAGGAAAUAUUGUAAAUAGCUUAACCCCCUAAAACUUUGUAAAGGUAAUUGACUCUGUUAUGCUGAUUCUGGGGCUGGUUUCCUAGAGGAAUCGUAAAUCUUAAAUUGCUCUUCCUUCCUCUCAUUAACCUCUCUACUCUCAUAGACCCUCUAGUGACCCAUUUAAAGCAUAGUUUCUUCUCAAAUUAUCAAGCUUUUGUUUUAUGAUCAUCACUUUCCGGUGGCUGUGAGAGUUUUGUGAAGAAAUAUGAACCUACUUAAGCAAAAAAAAAAAGAAAAAAAAAGUUGUGGAAAACCAGCCCCUGAUCAUAUUGCAUCAUGUUUUUGUCAUAUUUCAAAAUAUCAGACUUUCCAGUCACCCCUUUGUGAAAGGAGAAAUUUUGUGUUUGAUGCUUUCUAUAAAUUGCAAGAGACUUUUUUUCCACUGGCAGUGGAGGGUUUCAGUAUAUCAGUGAUUCUUGAGAGCGGAGUGUAUGGUUUUUGUUUUUGUUUUCAUUUGAUCCUCGGUGCAUUCUGGGUUUUCAGAGCUCUUCCAAGAAAUGUUUUCAUAUCUCCUGGUUAAAUGAUUUGAAAAAGCACUGGCAAAUGGUAUAACCAUUUCUCAAAACUAUCAUGUCAUUUAGAUUUUAUGUGCUUAUGUGCCAUUAUGUACAGCCAAUUAAAACUAUUUGUUAGCUUCACUUUCUUUUUGGUGUUGUACUAGCCAACAUACUUGAUGCUUUUUUUUUCUUUCUUUCUUUCUUUUUUUUUUUUUUUUGAGGGAUGGGGGGGUCACAUGUAAGAAAACAGGGUCAUGUUGGCUAAAGUGUGUAAAUAUAAACCUUGAGCACCAACCGUCAUGACACUUCGAAAACAAUGUUGUACAUAGUGUAGUUAGAAUGUUAUAAAAUGCCAUCAUUAAAUUUCAGCAAUAUAAUUUAUGAAGAAGCCUUAAUUGAUGUGUCAGUAAGUUCAAAUUUUUGUUUUAUUUAGAGGCUACAUUGCAAAUCAAAAAUUCUUUUUUGCUUUCAUUUUCCCUUUUUUUUUUUGUUUUUUCUUUUCUUUUUUUAGGUUUGUGUGCCAUUUUCAGUAAGUAGCAGGAAGCAAGUGAUGUUUUAGUUUGAAUUGCACGCUUAUGACAUGUAAUAUAUUUGUUGCUUAAAAAUAUUGAAUGUAACUACAGGUUGCUUUUAUGACAGUAAAAUACAUAUGAAUUGAAGAACUGAUGAAGUGACAUUCAGUAACUGACAAAAACCCAUUUUCCACUUAAAUGGAAAAGUGAAUAAAUAAGACACUUCAAAUAAAGAAACUUUGAACCUG
Messenger RNA from Myripristis murdjan (pinecone soldierfish), 4222 nucleotides. It is a transcript of the gene tial1, whose product is annotated as TIA1 cytotoxic granule-associated RNA binding protein-like 1. The record is from RefSeq and is a predicted model, not a curated record. Bases 325 to 1446 code for a protein of 373 amino acids. Gene Ontology annotation, molecular function: RNA binding; DNA binding. The transcript has 12 exons. NCBI's taxonomy places the organism in Eukaryota, Metazoa, Chordata, Actinopteri, Holocentriformes, Holocentridae.